Messenger RNA from Momordica charantia (bitter melon), 1497 nucleotides. The record is from RefSeq and is a predicted model, not a curated record. Lineage: Eukaryota; Viridiplantae; Streptophyta; Magnoliopsida; Cucurbitales; Cucurbitaceae.
AACCGGUGGGCGGAGAUGUUUCCGAACAUGAUCGCCACAGCGACGACCACCGACGUGAUCUCCGGCGGCAUGGGAGGAACCAAGAACGGCGCUCUCCAACUGAUGCAUGCGGAGCUCCAAAUUCUGUCUCCCAUGGUUCCGGUGAGACAGCUCAGCUUCCUCCGCUUCUGCAAGCAGCACGCCGAAGGCGUCUGGGCCAUCGUCGACGUCUCCGUCUCCAUCGCCGACUCCUCCCCUCCGCCCUGCAGAAGACUCCCCUCCGGCUGCCUCAUCCACGACAUGCCCAAUGGCUACUCUAAGGUUACUUGGGUGGAGCAUUCGGAAUACGACGAAACCCAAAUCCACGAGCUGUACCGGCCCCUCGUCGGCUCCGGCCUCGGCUUCGGCGCCCCCCGCUGGAUCGCCACCCUCCAACGCCAGUGCGACUGCCUCGCCACUCUCAUCUCCGACCGCGACCAUUCCGCGAUUACGGCGAGUGGGCGGCGGAGCAUGCUGAGGCUGGCGCAGCGUAUGACGGCGAACUUCUGCGCCGGCGUGUGCGCGUCGUCGGUGUACAAGUGGAACACGCUGAACGCCGGUGGCAGCGUCGGGGAGGACGUCCGGGUGAUGACGAGGAACAGCGUGGACGAUCCCGGUGAGCCGCCGGGGACUGUGCUGAGCGCGGCGACGUCGGUUUGGCUGCCGGCGGCGUCGCCGGAGAGAGUGUUCGAGUUCCUCCGGGACGAGCGGCUGAGGAGCGAAUGGGACAUACUGUCCAACGGCGGCCCCAUGCAGGAGAUGCUCCACAUCCCCAAAGCCCAACACCACGCCAACUCCGUCUCUCUCCUCCGCGCCGCCCAGUCUCUGAAUCCGAGUCAGAGCAGUAUGCUAAUUCUCCAAGAGACCUGCACCGAUCCCUCGGGAUCGCUUGUGGUGUACGCGCCGGUGGACAUUCCGGCGAUGCAGGUGGUGAUGAACGGCGGCGAUUCGGCUUACGUGGCGCUGCUGCCGUCCGGAUUCGCGAUGGUGCCGGACGGCGGCGGCGGAGGGUGUCUACUGACGGUGGCGUUUCAGAUAUUGGUUAACAGUUUGCCGACGGAGAAACUGACGGUGGAGUCGGUGGAGACGGUGAAUAAUCUGAUAUCGUGUACGGUGCAGAAGAUUAAAACCGCGCUCCGGUGUCACGAGCCCGCCACGUGACCUGCUGCAGUAUAUCUGAGAUUUCUGACUGCACUUCGCUACGCUUUCCAUUUCACCUUUCUGACCUUGGAGUUUGUGUAAGUUUUCUUUUUCCUUUUUUUUUAUUUCAAUUGUUUAUUAUUAUUAUUUGAAGGGAUGGUGAGAAAACGUGGGGGUGGUAUUGAGUCAAGAACGAACCGCCGGCGCGUUGACUCAGUGGGUGGGUUCGGGUAUUGACUCGAGGAGACCGGCCUCGUGUUGACUCAUUACUCUUAUUUAUUAUGAAUUAUUUCUUUAUUAUUUAUACGGAUAAAAUUGAUGACCCGACCCUCUUUGUUA